CGCACCAUCGACGCCCCUGCGCUCACGUGGCGGAAGGGAAGUCUGAUGAGCGGACAUCGCGGCGGCGUACUGUGUAAGGCGGCCUAUUUCUUGAUGACCCACUGCCACCACCACCACCCCACUCACCGUGCCUUCCUCCCCUCCAUCGCCGUCCCCGUCCGCUGCGCCGCCGGCUCGGCCACUCCCCCCUCCGCAGUCGUCAUGUCCGACACUGCCGCGUUGCAGCAGAAGCGCGCCCUCCGGUCCCGGAUCCGGAAAGCGCUCAAGGAAUUCUCACCCGCUCAGCGAGCCCAAGAAGAUGUGGAAAUUCAAAAUUUUGUGCUCAAUUCAUCUUGGUUCAAAUCUUGCAAAGGAUUAUGUGCUUAUAUAAGUUGCAAGUCACUACGGGAAGUUGAUACAUCAAGAAUCAUAGCAGACGUACUGAAGAACUCAGGUGCUGAACAUGGCUUGCAGGUAAUGAAAAAACUCUAUGUUCCAAGGGUGGAGGAUAAGAAUAGCCAUAUGAGGAUGCUCAGAAUCUCAACUAUUGAGGACUUAGUAGCAAAUUCAAUGAAUAUAUUGGAACCAUCUCCUGUCGAUUCUGAUCAGAGUGAACGUGAAGAUGUUCUGCUGGCAAGUCAUCCAGUUGACCUAUUACUUUUACCUGGACUUGCAUUUGAUAGGCAUGGAAGACGUCUAGGUCGUGGUGGAGGCUACUAUGAUGUCUUCCUGCGGAAAUAUGAGGAGCUUGCCAAUCAGCAAAACUGGAAACAGCCACUGCGAGUCGCACUUGCAUACACGGUGCAAAUUGUGGAGGAUGAGUUGAUACCAAUGACCGAAACAGAUGUUCCAGUCGAUGCUCUUGUUUCAUCAAACGGUGUGUUUCCGAUCAGCCCUGCUGCUUUGGAGAGGAUGUAGCAUGAUUGCUCAAGUCUGCUCAUUCUAUUUUGCUUCCGUAGUGUUCGUAAGUAACAUAAUAAACAUCACUCUUCUGAUAGAAUAAUUUUCUUAGAACAACUCGUUCACAACUGAUAAGGAGUGAUUCAUCUUUAUGCGCUAGUGUUUAUUUCAUCGAGCAUUCCUUCCUUAUCUGAUGUCUCGUGUUGUAUUGUAUCUUAUUCAUUGCACGGAAUCGAAUGCUUUUCUUUAAAGCUAUUAUUUCCUUGUGCUGUUG
Molecule: messenger RNA, 1153 nt
Organism: Musa acuminata AAA Group (dessert banana)
Lineage: Eukaryota; Viridiplantae; Streptophyta; Magnoliopsida; Zingiberales; Musaceae
Product: 5-formyltetrahydrofolate cyclo-ligase, mitochondrial
Exons: 7
Coding region: 46-897 (283 amino acids)
Biological process (GO): tetrahydrofolate interconversion; folic acid-containing compound biosynthetic process
Cellular component (GO): mitochondrion
Molecular function (GO): 5-formyltetrahydrofolate cyclo-ligase activity
Source: RefSeq, a predicted model, not a curated record